This is a messenger RNA of Clupea harengus (Atlantic herring), 1880 nucleotides long. It is a transcript of the gene dpf2l, whose product is annotated as zinc finger protein ubi-d4-like. Gene Ontology annotation, cellular component: nBAF complex. The record is from RefSeq and is a predicted model, not a curated record. NCBI's taxonomy places the organism in Eukaryota, Metazoa, Chordata, Actinopteri, Clupeiformes, Clupeidae. The transcript has 10 exons. The coding region runs from base 495 to 1739 and encodes 414 amino acids. Gene Ontology annotation, biological process: nervous system development.
AUUGCAAACAUUCGACAAGCAAAUAUGGCUGCGGCAGUUGAGAGUGUCGUGAAAGUGUGAGUUUUUACAUUUAAUACUUCUACGGUUUGUAUGUAAUCUUUACACUAUAUUGAAAAGGUUUGAUGUAGUUAGUAGUGGUCGUAAAAUACCGUAAAUACAUUCGGCAUAUCGAAGAAAUCCCCAUGAGUAGGUGGCUAUCAAGGCUGCUAACUGCGCCUGAGUCCAUUGUUGUUGUCUUUGAAAACCACGAAUACACUAUUAAAAUUGUUGAAGAAAAAGAGUGCUUCUUAUAUGUUUUACGUCACGUGUUGACUCCAGAUCACGGAAACCAGUUUACCGUCGUCGUCUGAAAUUGAAUGGCCCUCUUGCUUGCUAGCGACUUAAUGUUUUUUGUUAAAGGACUCUUUUGCCUCCUGUGGUGUUCAUGCGUAACACGUAGCUAGUUGUCUGCAGCGAUGUUGGAACACAAUAGGUAAUGUUGACUUACCUUAUCUAUGAAGUUGUGUGUCUGUUCGCUUUAUUUGUUUGUCGUGGACUUUAGGCUCGGUGAACAGUACUACAAAGAUGCCAUGGAGCAGUGCCACAACUAUAAUGCCCGCCUCUGUGCGGAGAGGAGCAUCCUAAUGCCCUUCCUCGACUCCCAGACGGGGGUGGCCCAGAGCAACUGCUACAUCUGGAUGGAAAAAAGACACAGGAGUCCAGGCACAGCCCCAGGACAGCUGUAUACAUAUCCUGCCCGCCGCUGGAGGAAAAAGAGAAGGGCCCACCCUCCCGAGGACCCUGCUCUGGCGUUCCCGCCUCUGAAAGCAGCUGAGCUGGAGUUGGGCCUGAAGAAGGACGUGAUGCCCCCUCUGGACGGCAGUAGUCUGGAGGCCUUGCUGAAGGGGGAGCCCCUGGACAAGAGGGGCACCCCCGAGCUCCGGGAUACAGAGGAGACAGCCAGCGCGGCCGAGAUCACAGCCACGCCAAGCCACACCGUCUCCACACGCAUACGGAAGGUACGGAGCUGUACAGAGAGGAUCCUGGAGCCUGAUGACUACCUGGAUGAUCUGGAUGAUGAGGACUUUGAGGAUGAGACUCCCAAGAGAAGGGGCAAAGGGAAGUCCAAGGGCCGUGGCGUUGGAAACGGAAAGAAGAAACAGGAGGCGUCGGCAGCCGCCAUGGAGGAUCGAGACAAGCCGUACGCCUGUGACAUCUGUGGGAAGCGGUACAAGAACCGGCCGGGCCUGAGCUACCACUACACCCACUCUCACCUGGCAGACGAGGAGGGGGAGGACAAGGAGGAUGAGAUACACACCCCAGUCCCACGCCACGAGACCAAGACCCCUAAGAAAGGACCCAAUGGAUUGGCCCUGCCCAAUGAUUACUGUGAUUUCUGCCUGGGGGAUUCCAACAUGAACCAGAAGACUGGACAGUCUGAGGAACUGGUGUCAUGUUCAGACUGUGGACGCUCUGGUCACCCGUCCUGCCUGCAGUUCACACCGGUGAUGAUGGCCGCGGUGAAGACCUACCGCUGGCAGUGCAUCGAGUGCAAGUGCUGUAACGUCUGCGGAACAUCUGAAAAUGACGACCAGCUCCUGUUCUGUGAUGACUGUGACAGAGGAUACCAUAUGUACUGCCUCUCCCCUCCCAUGGCUGACCCGCCUGAAGGAAGCUGGAGCUGUCACCUAUGUCUGGACCUGCUCAAGGACAAGGCCUCCAUCUAUCAGCAGCCUCAGAGUGCUCAGAUGGACGACUAAACCUCUCAUCCCCACGCCCACGGCAGAGACCAAGAGAGCACAUUGCUUCUACUGCACACCCACUCUCUGCUUUCUUUCUCUCUCAGACACACACACAUACUCAAACACACAUGGACAGACACACACACACACACACACACG